AUGACCAAGAAAGUAACGGCGAAAAAUGAACAAGUAUCGGAGAAAGUGUCAAAGAAAGUUAUCGAAACCAGUUCGUCCUGUUUGGAGAAUCAGCGAGUAUAUACCUACAUCCAAAGCCGCUUCUACCGUGCCCCUGAGGUCAUCUUGGUAGCUAAGUAUGGGAUGGCCAUUGAUAUCUGGUCUCUCGGGUGUAUCUUGGCCGAGCUGCUCACUGGCUAUCCUCUAUUGCCUGGCGAGGACGAGGCAGACCAGUUGGCGUGCAUCAUUGAGCUGCUUGGGAUGCCGCCUACCAAGCUGCUGGAGCAGAGUAAACGUGCCAAGAACUUCAUCACCAGUAAGGGUUACCCUCGGUACUGUGUCACCCGUACCCUCCCUGAUGGCUCUACCAUCCUACAUGGUGGACAGUCCCGCAGAGGCAAGCCCCGCGGACCACCUGGCUCAAAGUCCCUGCAGACGGCGCUCAAGGGUUGCAAUGACCCCCUCUUCUUGGACUUCAUCCAGCGGUGUCUUGACUGGGACCCGGCGACACGCAUGACACCCAGCCAGGCCCUCCGUCAUGGCUGGCUACGUCGACGACUGCCCAAACCUCCAUCUGAAAAGAGUGAUUCUCCUGCCUCUACCCUCCGCACGCCUUCAUCCUCCUCGUCCUCCCGCACACCCUCCUCUGCCACCAAGCUCAACACCAUCGCCACGUCAGCCACCAAAUUGCGGGCCACCAUUACGGACGAUGGGGGCGCCUCCACCAUGCACCCGCGGCACCACACCAAGCUACCACAGAUCACCAACCCGGUGACCUGAGCCCCGCCGCCCCUCCUCAUCAAUAAGCACCACCAACCCUCACGCCCAGUGGUGCGGCCCACACCCUCUGGUGAUGCUCUACACACACAGGGGGCCACGCCGCUCACAUAUCUCCAGACCAAAGUGCAAUUGUGGCAGUAUUGGGCACGUGCAGAGUGAACUGCGGCGGGUGGGCGCGGCGUGUGAGGCGGGACACUCGCCCACGCCGCCACCCCCUGGCACACACACCCGCUGCCAGAACCACGCCCGCCGCCACACCCACUAGUCGUUGAGCACGGGCAACAUCCUAGGCUUAGUGCUGCUGCUGCGCCACCCUCCACCACCCAUAUUUAUUCCUGAUGAAGACAAUGAGGAGGGUGGCUGGGCGCCAAGGCUGCUCCUCCACCACCCAGGGGGUGGGGGGGCAGCGCCCACACAUUAUUUGGUUGAUAUUACAACUUCUCUAUGAUCUCGCCUUGUUCACAAAGGGCGGUGUGCGGGCGGUGGUGCGGGUGGCACGGUGCUGGACGCUGCUAUGCCCACGCCCAACCCAGACUCUCACACACACCCGCCCGCCCCCGCCCACACCCACAGUCAACCUCCUGGUUUGGUAAUGCAAUCAAAACCUUAUGGUAUUAACGACUGGGGAUGAAGACUUUAUACUCAUUUUAUACUUAGCACAAUGGAAAAUUUCAUCGAAGAUGAUGGUGUGUGACAAUUCACAGAUUUUGUUGUUUUUUAGAAUUUACACAAAUUGCAUUUUAUUUAGAGAAGAAAACAUUAUAAGAAGUGCAGUAACAUAUUAUUGUGGGUCUCUUGAGCUUCUCUCUGUUGAGUCAGAGCAGCAGGAGCUGUGGUGCAGAGUGUCAGUAGUGGCGCUGACAUGCAGGUCAUGGGCGCUCACCUUCCUCACCUCAUUUAUAUCUCGCUCUCAAGUUAGGGUCAAAGGUCAAUGGCCUUCUGUGGGGGGUCAGGAAACUUUUUUGUGUAUCUGGGGUUAGUAACUUUUCUCAGUCCACCUGGGUCAGACCCCAGUACCACUUGACCUUUUACCUGGGGUCAGAGUUCAGGCACACUUUCAUUCAUACCUUUGGGGUCAAGGGUUAUCAUAGGGGAUAGGUCAUCAUGUUCUAUCUGUACAAGUUGGUUAUGUUUGGCUCAUUCCCUGCAUAGUCAUUGUUAAAGACCUUAUACUCCACCGUGGUGUCACAGACCAGUGCUCAAGACACAAGUCAUGCCAAUGGUUCCUCACCCACUGUAGAGCAGUGACUCCAUACUUAACCUGACCUGACCUGUUCCCCCUUAGUUGAACUGAAGCUGACUGGCUCUGACACUCACAGCCCUGCCGUCUGCCAGUAAUCACAUGGGCAGUGAGGCUGCCUGGCCCUCUGCCCACCACCACACUGAGGCCCACUGGCUCUCUGCCCACUCAGGGACUAUGGUUGGCCUGGCCGGCACCACCUUCACCACCACCACCCUCACCACCACCACAAACUCAGCCAAAAGAAAGCAAUAUAUUGAUUAAACUGUAAACUCCUACAACCUUCACUAUGUUGGUUAAAACUCACAUAUAUCAGUAGUGCAAUAUGGUUAUUGAUUAAGCCUUUAUAUGCCUACGAAUCUCAGAGUCAUGGAGGUGGCACAAGGAAGUGACAUGUUUGUUAGUGCCGUUGCUGCUGCACCCGGUUAUGCUGCACGAUGGGAGAGAUUGCCAGAUGCUGGUUACAGCAGAGCUUUGGUCAGCCCACCUGCACCAUGGGCCUAUCUGGGCUGAGAUUAAGACACGAUUGGGAUCUUUGAGUUGACAUUACAAUUAUCUGUGUUAGUAUUCAGUUCUCCCUUUGUAGUGUUUCUCCAUGUUGGAUGAAACUUUUUCUACAAAGGUGUUGAAGCAACUUUCGUUUGGCAUUUAAGUAGAUAAGGGUGAUUUAUUGAGGUGUUGCACUACCUUAUUUGCUCAUAUGGUAGGCCUAUGUUUUUUUACCUAUCAUUUAUUUGAUAAUUCUUACUGUGUGACUAUCACGAUGGUUCCCUCUGAAAGAUUAUCACAACUAAGAUCUUAAUUUUUUCUUUAAAUAGUAUUUAUUACAAUUUUUCUUUUACUCUGACAAUCGUGGCUGUCUUCGCGCCUGCCAAAGUUUAACUGCAUCUUACGGGUUAAUCAGUCAUUAUGUCAGAAGUAUUAGUGUUGUGUGCGAGGUGUGACUUGUAUCAUAAUGCAGACUGCCACAGUGGACGUGCUGAGAUGUUGCUUGGAUCAGCCUCAGAGUCCUUAUGUGCGCUUCACCACCAGGAACUAAAAUUUGGUUCAGAUGUCGACUUGAUAAUAACUUGAAAAAAAAAUACAAAAAAUUGGUUUUGAAAGUCGACACUGUGAGAAUAUUUUUUUCAGAUGAAGUGAUAGUGUUCCUUUUGUGUGAAGAUGAUGUAGUUCAUUUUUUGUAAGAAGUGCAAUAUUUUGUAGAAAAACAAGGGACAGCAUACUUUGUCGGCAAAGCGUUUGGAUUGCAUGUCUGGAUCACAUAUAGUGCAAUGAUUCCACAAGUCAGCAUCAAAUGAAACCAAAACUUGAGAUUGCUUUAGGCUAAGUUCCUGUCCCUUGAGGAUGGGAACAUGUUAAAUUUGAAGAUUAUAUAUAUGCUGAUGAUGAUGUGAGUCUUGUGAGAGAGUGACAAGACAUGCAGGGUGUUGUUGUAGUGUAGUGAGAGGCCUGAGCAGCCAUCCUAUAUGUACACAGUAUGGACCACUGGCCAAUCAUCAGUGCUAGGUAGGGGCGAUUGUUAAGUGUCCAAUUGACCUGACAAUUACCAAUAUAAAUUAUGUAAGACUGACAGAUCAAAGUGUUGUAAUACAGACAAAGGACAAGUUCAUAACACAUCAGGAGUUACUCAAAAUGAAGACUUUACUCUCACAAGAAGAAUGACUGACAUACAUUUUGGCUGUAAGUCCAUUAACCCUUGUAUCUUAUCAUCUAUGCUGAGGAACAAAAGCAUCUAUUACGGUAUGCAAAAUAUUUUAAGAAUAUAUUUGGUAGGAUUUUUUCCUUUGAAAUACUAGUGAUUAUUACUACUGUACACUAUAAUGAUUGACCACUGUGGAAUUAUUUACAUGUACUAUACUGCACAGUUUUAUGUGUAUGCAUAAUUUAAUUGAUCUUGAAAGACAUUGCACACUUACGAGAAACAAUGAAAAAUAUUAUUGCUAAAUAUUUUUCCAUGAUAAAAUAUGACAUUAAUUGUGAAGUGAUACUGUAUGCUGUUAGGUACUCAUUUUCAGACUUAUUUGUGCAAUCAUGUAAGUGUAAGGACAGGUUCUCUCAUAGAGGAAGUAUUCUCCACUCCACUCAUACAGGAGGAUUGUGCUCGUAUACACCAUGAAUAUGUGCAAAAAUCCAACACACUGAAACCUUAGGUUACAAGAAAAAAUCAAAUGAAAAAGCUCAACAAAUAUAUAAGAAAAAGUCAGAGAAAUGAUGUUUAGUUAACAUAUUAUAUAAGGUAACAUUUAUGUGUAUAGUGAAUAACAAGUGUUGUAUCAUGGUUUAUUGUUUUAUAGUUUACACUAUAUAAACACAGAUUUUAAAAUUUUAUAAUUUAAUCUUUUACCCUAUACUGUACAGUACUGUACAACACAAGUAUUAACUUAAUGGAGUAAUUCCUUUGCACUUUUGGCAUUUUUACUUUUUAAUCUCCCGUUUUAUUGCACAGGGUGUCUAUAAUUUAUUCACCUGAUUAUGAAGCUCAAUAUAAGUUUUACUGCAAAGAUAUCAUAAAACAGUUUGCAGCAAUUAAUAAAGUAACUUAGGUAAUCUUUUGACAAGUGCGCGAUUUCCGUACUCAUUGGAUCGGGCAUGAUGGUCCCAUUCUGUAGCCUCCUCGUUCCCUGGACAUCACGCCUAUGGAUUUCUUUUUAUGGGGCUACUUUAAGGACAAGGUAUAUGUGAAUUAAGUUUAAUAAUAUCACAGAGUUAAGACACCGGAUUGAAGAGGCACUGGCUUCCAUCACGCUUGACAUGUUUCAUAACACCUGGAAUGAAAUCAACUGCCGUCUUGAUAUUCUACGCGCUACUAAAGGCGCCCAUGUGGAGGUUUACUGAAGUGCAGUUAUGUGUGCCAAAUACAUGUCAAAAGAUUACCUGAAUUGCUUUAUUAAUUGCUGCAAACUGUUUUAUGAUAUAUUUGCAGUAAAACUUUUUUUGAGCUCCAUAAUCAGGUGAAUGAAUUAUAAACACCCUGUAUUUGGUACAAUUCCUUUAUUCCGAACACUCUUAAACUUGACUACUAUUGGAGACAAGUUCAAUUGGUUACCUCCAGUAACUCAUUAGUGACUAAGCAAACUCACACAUCUAAUGACUCAGACUUGCUCCUCUGAAUGAUGUACCUGUAUGCAUUGGAAAAUGGACUUACGCUUGCUAUUAUCUAUUGACAUGUAAUAAACUUACUGGUGAAUAAUAACUUACUUAACUCACACAUGACAACAAAUGUUAUAUUUUUAAAAAUUUCAUUUGAUAGUUGGUUAAAUUUUGACAGGAUUGUUACAACAAGUAUACAGAUAUAUGACAACAAAUGUUAUAUUUUUAAAAAUGACUAAACCUUACGGUCAGGACAAAUGAGAGAGGUAUGUUAUGGUAAUGAGUGUGAACAGAUCAACAUCCCCCAUGAGUCCCAACUGAACAUGUGUACACAUUUAUAGGGCUUUUGGCAGUGUACAUAAAUUGUCACAAAUGUACAUAGAGGCCAAGUGCUGCCCUCUUCGUCUGUGUUGUGUUUCAGGCAUUUGUUCGCUCAUUCGUCCGUGCGCACUCUGACUCGCUGCUUCCCAUGACUCAUCAUCCAGUCAGCUCCCAUAAGUCUUCGUACUCAGCUCUUUUCAUGUCUCAUAGAUCCUGGCCUCAUGAAUUCACAGCAUCAGUCAACAUUAUAGUUUUAGCUUUCCGUCAUGUGAUACUGUUGGAGCCUAAGUCAGAGUUGCCUUGGACGAAUGUGACUGCUUCUUGUAUAUCAUUUUCUCCAGCACUCAUCGCUCCAUCCCUGGUCAUCUGGAUGAAGACAGUAGACCUUUAGGCUUGAUGAAUCAAGGACACAACUCCAUCAUUUAGCAAACAUGUAAAAACUGUCUUCAUCGGCUGUACAGGGUGUUUCAAAAUUUUCCUCAUCUUAGACAGGGUGAGGAGGGCUUAGUCACACUGAUGGUCAGCCACUCCGCCCUUCAUAUUUACAUAUUGUACACAUGCUGUAAGACACUGUAAUAUAGAUGUCUGAUAUAGUUAUCAGUUUUGUGGAGAAUACUGUACAUAAUUUUUUAGGAGAGUUGGAGUCCCUUGUACGACGCUCACCAACCAGAGAAUGCCAAGUGAAUGUGUUUUUGUAUAAAAAUGAAUGUGCUGAUCAUAGACACCUCAUCCCCCCCACCCCCCACCUUUUGAUAUUUUUGUUUCAUCAAAAAUUCACAAAGGGUUGAUAAAACAGUCAACGUUUUAAGCAGUAUGUAUAGAAUAAUGCAAAAUAUUUCUUACCAACGUGUUGGUAGAAUGGUCUUUCUUUUUUUAAUUUUGUGAUAACUGUAAAGAGUACUGUCAUGCUGUACAUGAAGAAAACAUUUGUAAAAACAAAAUCCGCCCCAUAGGACGGAUGAAAUAAAGACUAGAAUGUGUAGAAACAUAAUUUCUGUGUUGUUAGGCAUCAAUAAACAAAGUAUUCAUG
Molecule: messenger RNA, 6479 nt
Organism: Homarus americanus (American lobster)
Lineage: Eukaryota; Metazoa; Arthropoda; Malacostraca; Decapoda; Nephropidae
Product: dual specificity tyrosine-phosphorylation-regulated kinase 2-like
Exons: 3
Coding region: 1-798 (265 amino acids)
Biological process (GO): peptidyl-serine phosphorylation; peptidyl-threonine phosphorylation
Cellular component (GO): nucleus
Molecular function (GO): ATP binding; protein serine/threonine kinase activity
Source: RefSeq, a predicted model, not a curated record